UAUAUAUUGAGAAUAGAUGCAGCGAAGUAAAAAAAAAGAAAAACAGUCUACUUACAAGACAGGCUAAGAAGAGAUGGAACAUGUUCUGCUCCUCAUUACCAUUUUAUUGUGUUUGGCUUUCUCCGGGAGAUGCAUCGAUGCUUACAGCAGGAAUGAUUUCCCGAAGGGAUUCCUAUUCGGAUCGGCCUUUUCUGCUUUUCAGUGGGAAGGAGCGGUUGAUGAAGACGGGAGGAUGCCUAGCAUAUGGGAUACAUACAUUCGCUCUAAUAACGCACCUAGCGGAGAUAUAGCAUGUGAUGGGUAUCAUAAAUAUAAGGAGGACGUAAGGCUGAUGUAUGACAUGGGUUUAGAUGCAUUCCGACUCUCCAUCUCGUGGUCGCGACUUAUACCAGGUGGAAGAGGACCUGUGAAUCCAAAGGGUUUACUAUUCUACAAAAACCUCAUUGAUGAGCUCACAAGACAUGGAAUUGAACCGCAUGUUACGUUGUAUCACAAUGAUCUUCCUCAGGCUCUUGAAGAUGAAUACGGAGGAUGGAUUGACCGCAGAAUCAUCGAUGACUUCACAGCUUUUGCAGACGUUUGCUUCAGAGAGUUAGGGAACAAAGUGAAAUUCUGGUCAACAAUUAAUGAACCCAAUAUGUCAGCAUUGGGAGGUUACGACUUGGGAUUUAUGCCUCCUGAGCACUGUUCUGCUCCAUUUGGACAUGUCAACUGUUCCAGAGGAAACUCCUCAACUGAGCCAUAUAUUGCGGUCCAUAACAUGUUGCUUGCACACGCAUCUACAGCGAGAUUGUACAAGCAAAAGUAUAAGGGUGAACAGAAUGGAUCAGUUGGUAUGACAUGCUUUUCAUACUGGGUAGUUCCUUUUAGUAGCUCAAAAGAGGACGAGAUGGCAACUCAGAUAGCCAAAGAUUUCUUUUUAGGCUGGAUUUUGCACCCACUGGUGUUUGGGGACUAUCCAGAUACGAUGAAGAGACUGGUGGGCAAGAGAUUGCCAAGUUUUUCGGAAGAAGAAACAAAAGUCGUUAAAGACUCGUCUGACUUCAUAGGAGUCAUACACUAUACUACAAUGACCGCCGCACACGUAUCCACUUUCCAACAAGGGGAUUUUAGUGCAGACAUGAAUGCUUUAGUUAGCCCCUUUGGGAAUUCUACACUGGUCAAGUAUGAUGUGCUACCAUGGGGUCUUGAAGGAGUGUUGGCAUACAUAAAGGAGAACUAUGGCAAUCCACCUGUCUACAUUCUUGAAAACGCUAAAUACUACAACCAGGUCAAUCCACCAACCACUAUUCAUCACUUGACGACGUGGAAAGAGUUGAAUACCUUCAGGCUUAUAUCGGUGCUGUACUUGAUUCAGUGAGGAAUGGCUCAAAGACGAAAGGCUACUUCCAGUGGUCGUUUAUGGAUUUGUACGAGUUUCUUGAUACCAAUUACACAUAUGGAUUAUACUAUGUGAAUUUCAGCGAUCCGGAACGUAAAAGGUCUCCGAAGACCUCUGCCUUUUAGUACUCUGCUUUUCUCAAAGGGAUGGUCGUUGGUUCACAAGACCCGAAAAACGUCUCCGUAUCUUCUUCUACUGGCUUUUCUUCUCAGUAAACUAAAGAUUGAAGAACGGUUUGGUUUUCUUUAUUCAACAAUGGAUGUUAAGCAUGUGCGCCAAUAAAUAAAGGAAAGUUUUCCCAUGAAAGUAGAAUGUAUUCUGCUAGUUCUUAAGCAUAUAUAUAUAUAUAUAUAUAUAUGUUUUUGAAAUAAUCUUGGUAGGGAUUAAAAGCUUAAGUGGUCAAUUAUAAAAGCAAUCUUUAAUAUA
Molecule: messenger RNA, 1807 nt
Organism: Brassica rapa (field mustard)
Lineage: Eukaryota; Viridiplantae; Streptophyta; Magnoliopsida; Brassicales; Brassicaceae
Product: beta-glucosidase 9
Biological process (GO): carbohydrate metabolic process
Molecular function (GO): beta-glucosidase activity
Source: RefSeq, a predicted model, not a curated record